Caenorhabditis auriculariae is the source of this 1248-nucleotide messenger RNA. The record is from the annotation of a GenBank genome assembly. NCBI's taxonomy places the organism in Eukaryota, Metazoa, Nematoda, Chromadorea, Rhabditida, Rhabditidae.
AUGUUCUUCUUCCCCCAACUGGCGUUCCCGAUGAAUCCCGGUUUGUUUUUAGAUGUAAAACUUUUUCAAUAAAAAACAAUUUUGAAGAGGGAUCUACGAUUGAAGUCAUGAUCGAGAUGGAUUCGAUUGAUGGGUACGCCCGGGACGUUCAUGCUCAAAUUAUGGCCCUGAUUCCUUCGGAGCUCACCAGCACCGGAUUUAUCACUGCCGAUGAGUUCGUCAUCAUGACCAAGUGAGUUUUUUCUUCUUUUUUUUUUAACCAAAAAUUGAAAUUUUGUAGCUGAAACUUCAAAAAUCUUUUAAUCACUUUUGAGAUUUUAAAAAGUGAGAGAAAAAGAAAACCCGUUCUCAAGUAAUUACACGUUGCCAACUUUUCCGCUACUUGUCCUCGAAGUUUUCAAAAAAGGAAACGUUGAUAUUUUAUUAUUUCAUUAGUCAGCCCUGGUACAUCUAUUUUCGCUCCUUAAAAUCCAAAUUUAUCAAAGUUAUCAUUUGAGAUGGCUGCUGAAGAUGCGGCUCGACGAGAUCCGUCGUCAGCGAGGAAUCGGAUGCCAGGAAGACCACCUAGAUUUCGGCGAAAUCGAGAUGCCGUGGCCACUGGCACGGGCCAUCAAUGCGAUCGGCGUCACCUCGGUCGCCAACAACGUCGUGAUUCUCGUGCCGACGACUCCGCCGGCUCCACUUGACAAGGCGCUCUACAUCCGCAACUCCAUGACGCCGAUGAUUUUCUACCGAUGGUACAAAUGCUUGGCCAUGCUUCGGCUGACAAAGCGGCCUGAGUGGCAGCCCGUGUUUCUCAGCAACAACUUCGACGGAGGCGUCUUUUGGGCACUCAAGGUGUGUUUUUUUGUUUUCUACACAAAUUCUGAAAAUCUUUCCGACUCUCACAAAUUCUGAUGGUUUUUUUCCAACUUUUCUGAUAAGCUAGAAAGUUGUGAAGGUCUACAUCACUAAGUAAACUGGCAGAUUCCCAGAAAACUUUGUUCAAAAACUUAAACGAGACUUCUUCAGGUGGUCAACGAGAAGAACGAAGUGCCAAAGAAUCGUCACGAGAAGAACCUUGGAAUCGUGGCGUCUUUUUCGGAGAUUUCGGUGGAAGACGUGGCCAUGGCGGUCGCAGUCUUCCUCGGGGUUCAGUUCGAUCCCGUUUCCAAGGACCUCCACUACCAGAGCCGCCACCCUAUCGGGGACGUCGGAGCCUUCCGCACCGCUCUUAUUAACAAUCUUCCGCCUCACACAAGUUCUUAA